CUCCUCGCUGGCAGCGCCGGAGCUGCCGGAAACCCGGCGGUGCUGCUGCUGCUGCCGCCGCUCCGGCUGCCCGACAAGUUGUUGUUGUUGCGGAGGGAGAGCGGCGGGGCCCGGGCCGGCAGCACGGCAUGAGCGUCCGGCCGGAGCCCAGCGGGGCAGCGGGGCCGGCAGCGAGCCCCUGAGCGGUGCCCGGGAGCCAUGGAGCGAGAUACAAAGGAAGGCUCAGAGAAASCAAAGUCUGCUCCAAGUGCAGAGAAGCAUGGUUGGAUUAAAAAAAGCAGCGGGGGCCUGCUGGGACUGUGGAAGGAUCGUUACAUCCAGCUACGGAAAACGCAGCUCGUGGUCUACGAGGACGAGGAUGAACAGAAGUGCAUAGAAACAGUGGAACUGGAGAGUUAUGACAAGUGCCAGGAGCUGCGUGCGCUACUAAAAAGGAAAAAUCGUUUCAUUUUAAUUCGCUCCCCGGGUAAGAAGGUUCAUGACAUCAAAUUUCAAGCUCCAUCCUUGGAAGAGAAGGAAUCGUGGAUAAAAGCUCUUAAUGAAGGGAUCAAUAGAGGCAAAAAYAAAGUAUUUGAUGAGGUGAAAGUGGAUGAGAGCCUUUCACUGGACCAUGUAACUCGGGACAGAGUGAAGGUGUCCCACGGACGCAGGCCACCCACAAGAAGUCACCUGAAGGAGGCUGCCAAGUGUACAUCAGAUGGUAUCCUGCGACUAGAUCUGGAUAUAGUAGACAAUGGACCACCAACCUUUGAUUCCACUGUCAGCGAAGGUGACAAUGAACCACCUCAGAAAGAAACUCCAAAGCCACCUAUGCCACCUACAAAACCCACUGGCACAAAAGAAAACCAAGAGGCAGAGAACAAUGUUCCUGACCAGGAACAUAAAAAACCUCUGUCUCCUCCGUUGCCUCCAGAUAAGAAGCUUAAGGAAGGCAUCACAUCAAAGGACAGUGUAAAUGCCAAGGAAGAGGACUCUCCAARUCCAGAGGAGAAUGUGGAAGAAUCCCAAGCACCAAGUGAGGAGAACAAGGAGAACCUUGCUGAGGUCAGCAACAGGGUUAUAUCAAAAGCUCCAAUUCCACUUCCUAAGAAUGUGCCGGACAAGCUGAAAGUAGCUUGGGACCARCCAACCAUUGAACCUAAAAAGACAGAAGACUUGGAAUCAUCAGGAGAUGACGGCAAAGACAACCUGCCUGAGAUUGCUGCUGCAGAUGUCACAAAGCCUCCUGUUCCUCCSAAGGCUUUGUCAGAGACAAAGAGACAAACACUGCUUGCCACAGGGAACUCCAGCCAUGGUGACCUGGAAGCUGGGCUCUGGGAAGAGCAGGAGUCUGGCAGCUCCAAGCCCCCGGUGAAUGGGAUCACAGCCAGCGAGGCAGCAGAGUUCACAUCCCUGACAGCUGGAACAGAAGAAGGAAAUGGGAGAACCGCUGCUGAGAAGGAACAGAAAACUUCAACAGAAGAGGCAGAGACUUCCUCAGCUACAGAAACAGACUGGGAGAUUGUAAAGGCAACUCUUGAGAAGAAAGAUUCUACAGAAAACACUUCAGGYCUCAAACUUCGCUCUUCUUCUCUGGGAGACUUGCUCUCUGAUUCCAAAAAUAAACAGAGAGCACUUCCAGGCCAGGGUUUCCCGAAGGAUUCCCAUCAAUGCUUAGCUAAAAUGGAGGAGAAAGUUGCUAAUGAAAGGGAAAAGGCAGAAAAGCUUCUGCAGAAAGUUUUACGUGAAGGGUUGGAACAAGCCCAGGAGGGAAACAGACCCCCAGUGAUGGCAGAGACGUUGCUCAAUGAGGCAGUAGAACAACUUCGGCAAGCUACACAAGUUUUGCAAGAAAUCAAAGGUCUUGGAGAACUGAAAAAAGAAGCAACACAGAAACAGAAAGAAAAGCAAAAGGAUCUAGUGACUCUUUAUAGGAGAAGUGCUCCCUGACACACUCUGCAGAGACUUCUUUCCCAAAAUCAAAGCUAAACAUYUGCAUUUAUGAUCUGUACCAUUGCUAGGCCAGUGUUCAAAGGUGGUGUUUUGCUGUGCACACACCAUGUCUGUGGGACAGAAUUGAGCUUUCAGUUAUAGCAUCUUUCUUUCUUCAUGUUGUACAUACCAGUCUGGYUCUAAUCCUCUUAGCACAGCAGAAGGUUACAGGACAGUGAACAGUUUCAAAAAUGUGAAUGCUCUUUUAAGGAUUCUGUCCAAAAUCUUUUCAAUGGAUCAGGCCUUAAAAAGUACUGGUAAUCAGACCAAGCCAGAUUUUUUGAAAGGAGCAGAAUGGCUAUUCUAGCAAAAGCCCCUGUCUCUCUGUAUUUACAAACAAGCAAAUACCAGAUUACACUGGCACUUACCUGGUUUUCCCAUUUAAAUCAUUUAAGGAUCAAUGUAGUCAGUGUUUGUUCGCUUACUGGCACUGUUUCCCAGACCACCUGGCCCAGUGACAUCUAGGAAUGUAAAGAUAAAUGGUUUAAUCUUCUCCAAAGAUACUCAUAAAACCACAUCCACAGUUAAAAAGUGACCGCACACAGAGACAAACCAAACGGGCCAGUUCCUGACUCCAAGCAGUCCCUGAUAUGGAGCAGCUGCAUGAAGGCAUUCUGAGGCUGGCUCUGCAGAGUUUUAGGUGUGCUAAGCACUGAGUAACUGAACACAAGUCUCAAAGCAUCAUUGCCAGGCAAGUAUUGAUUGUUCCUCCUUUGUUAAUAGUGAAAUUGAGGUUACAUUUGGCCUGUGAAGGUGUCUGCUGCCAGCUCAACAUGUUUAUUGCUGAGGACCGUACCUAUCUGGUAACUCUGAAUUUCCUCAGCAUUGUUAGGAACAAACAGCCAGGCAUUUGGAGAACUUGUGUGCAGGAGAUCCCCAGGUGCUUCCUAGAAGAGCUGUCACUAAGAAGCUUUGGGGAUGAGUGUUUCCUUAGUGUUGUCUGGGGAUGGAACUGAUGGGAGCGUGCACAUCAAGCAGUGGCUCUGGAUGAGAUCCCCCUCCCCACUGAACACCUCGCUUGGCUUUGGUAGUCAUUCCCCUCUCAGGACAGCCAUAGAUGUCAUAUGAGAGUUCAGUUGUUAUUCUGUCAGGUGGAGAGUUCCACAUAGUCAAACACUCAGAGCUCAGGUGCCAAAAAGCUGUGCUUUGAGACAAAAAAAUUCCAGUUUCCUAAGCCCACCCUGAGGCACACAGCCUGGAGCAAACCCUGGAUCUGUGCUAUUUGCUGCUGUAGGUUCAAUGUGAACUAUGGGUCAUAUUCACCUUUCCAGACACACUUAGGACAAGGGCUAAGAACACAGACAAUAUUCAGUGCCUCUCUGCUAUCGAAAUGUAUUUUUCUGCAUGUGCACUUUUGUUUACCGAACACUGUGUGGUGUGAAUGUGAGCUGUCAGAACCUGGUGUGCACUGGAAGUCGAGGGACAUCAGCUCCAGAGAGCAGGCAGGCUUUUGCAAGAUACAGUUCCAUAACAAGAGAAAAAUGGGGGAAAACCCAGUUCACACUAACAGAAUUAUACACAAACCAGGGGAAACUCUGGGUACAGAGUUCAUAUCCCAAAGCUGAAGCCAGUCCUAAACUUCAGGACAGGCAAAUCAAGCCUGGAAUCGAAAUCCAGGAGAAUGACAACAGCUUAUGGGGUAGCUCAGUCCCCUAAUUUAUAUACAGAUUUUGCUUUUGCUCUCCCCAGUGUUUUCUUGUGGCAGUGUGUUCUGUGGAUACUCGUCUGGCAAAGCACUGCUGACAWUACCCAGACAUCCCUCUUUGUUACACCCAAGCCUACAGGAUGUGCUCAUAUUUACUGUAUAUUUUUAUAUUAUGCUCAAUAUUCUAAUGAAUAAAUGUCUGACAUUUUACUGAAUACCUGUCAGUAGGGAUCCUAACAGAUAAAUACACUAUACCUGUUAGGAAACGGGCAAAUAACAUCAUUUUACAAGCUACAGCUAAUUACUGUAUAUGCUGUACUAACAGAUCCUACUAGAUUUGUAUUAUGUCUUGUAAAUAGGUAUAACUUAAGUGAAAUYUCUGUAUCACCCAGUAACUUUACUGCUGCCAAUGCUAUUUUAGAGACUCUUGGUUUUAACUAUUUUUUCUAAUAGGUUUAGCAGUUUCAUCCUAAAAAUCCAGCCUUCUAUGACAACUCCUAUCUUCAACACAUAUCCUGCCACCAUGCACUUUUUUUUU
Malurus melanocephalus (red-backed fairy wren) is the source of this 4154-nucleotide messenger RNA. It is a transcript of the gene PLEKHO2, whose product is annotated as pleckstrin homology domain containing O2. Lineage: Eukaryota; Metazoa; Chordata; Aves; Passeriformes; Maluridae. Gene Ontology annotation, biological process: macrophage apoptotic process. The record is from RefSeq and is a predicted model, not a curated record. Bases 199 to 1929 code for a protein of 576 amino acids. The transcript has 6 exons.